AUGCUCUCCGGCGUCUUGCUCUUCAAUCAGAAAGGCGAGCUGCUCAUCAUGCGAGCCUUUCGACAAGACAUGCGACCUCGACUCGCCGACGUCUUCCGCAUCCAAGUCAUAUCGAAUGCCCAAAUCCGAUCGCCCAUCCUCACACUCGGCUCGACGACUUUCUCGCAUAUCAAAAGCGACAAUAUCUAUGUCGUGGGUGUCAGCAAAGGUAAUGUCAAUAGUGCUUUGGUCUUCGAGUUCCUGUACAAGCUUGUGGCAUUGGGCAAGAGCUAUUUCGGACGCUUCGAUGAGGAAGCUGUGAAGAGCAAUUUUGUCAUGGUGUACGAGCUGCUGGAUGAGAUCUUGGACUUUGGCUAUCCGCAGAAUACGGAGACGGAGACGCUGAAGAUGUAUAUCACGACGGAAGGUGUCAAGAUGGAGCGAGCCAUGGAGGACAGCAGCAAGAUCACAAUGCAAGCGACUGGUGCUUUGAGCUGGCGACGGGAUAACAUCAAGUACAGGAAGAACGAGGCUUUCGUGGACGUUAUCGAGGAUGUCAACUUGCUGGUCUCUGCUUCAGGCACAGUCCUUCGCGCAGACGUCAAUGGCAGCAUAGAAAUGCGAGCCUACCUCUCCGGAACACCAGAGUGUAAGUUCGGCCUCAACGACCGCCUAACACUCGGCGACGGCGGCGCCGACACAUCUCUGGGAGGAGCCGUGGGCAACAUGAACGGCAAUAAAGCCUCCAAAGCCGCCGCGGGCUCCGUAACCCUCGAAGACGUGUCCCUCCACCAAUGCGUCAAACUGAGCAACUUCACCAACGACCGCACAAUCUCCUUCAUCCCACCUGACGGCAGCUUCCAACUCAUGACCUAUCGCGCCACCGAGAAUGUCAACCUCCCGUUCAAAGUCCAAGCCAUUGUAAACGAAAUCGGCAAGAGUAAAGUCGAGUACAGCAUUGCCAUCCGCGCAAAUUACGGCAGCAAACUCUUCGCCACAAAUGUCGUGGUCAAGAUCCCUACUCCACUCAAUACAGCCAAUACAACCCACCGGACUUCUCAAGGCAAAGCCAAGUACGAGCCGAGCGAGAACGCCAUGAUUUGGAAGAUCGCGCGCUUUACGGGCCAGAGCGAGUUCGUGCUAAGUGCAGAAGCGGAGUUGAGUGCCAUGACGAAUCAGAAGGCUUGGUCGAGACCACCGUUGAGUAUGCAAUUUUCGUUGUUGAUGUUCACGUCUUCGGGGUUGUUGGUGAGGUAUUUGAAGGUCUUUGAGAAGAGUAACUACAGCAGUGUCAAGUGGGGCUGCAUUUAUAAGGCCCUUGCUUUCGCUGCUCUUGGUGUCCUCAAGCUCAGCCAAGGGUUUCGAUCCUCGUGCCAUGCUGCAACAGGUCAAGGCGAGAGCAGAUCCGUCCAAACUGCUCGUACAAGCAAGAUCAUAAAGCUGAGACUUUGGACUCGCGCAUCACGUGCCAUACACCGCCAGCCUAUGGCUCGGUCACUUCGCCGCAAAGCCAGCGGCACACACACCAACAUGGACAACAGCGGUAGUGAGGACGAGUUACCAACCAAGAAGCCACGUAGCACUACAAGUAAACGUCAAGUUACCAAUACACGAGCCCCACACACUUCGCAGCCGAUCCGAAAAGAGAAGGCGCGCAGCUCUCACGUCCUUAGCUCCGCUUCGGACAAUCAAAUCUCGGCUACUGAGCUCAACACUCCUUCAUCGUGCAUCACAGUCAGUGACAGCGAAGGAGAUCCCCAAGCAAUGAGUAAUCCUGGUAUAAAGCGAAAGCGCUUGGAGCAGAAUCUUAGCAGUGGCGACGACAUCAUAAGCCGUGCUCUGAAAUCUCCAACGAAAGAGACAGAGGCGUUGGCAGCGGGUGAGGUGGAUCAAAGUGCUAUCGGUGCAUCGCCUAUCACUCCGACCACUUUGCCAACCACGUCACCUUCAACCCACGGCUCCAACAACAGCAAGACAGCUUCCUGCGCAGAACAGCAACCAGUGACCAGAGUAGCAGAUACAGAGGAGUCACAGCAUCUUCCAGCCGCCAUGGAGACGGAAGCAGUUAAAGAAUCCACUCUGGUGGAGAAGGCGCUCGAAGCAAUGGCUCUGAAGAACCGCAGGCAGCUCAUCACUGGUGACGUUAUGCUGAUAAUGGACCAAAGUGAUCUCGCCAAGACAAUCCGGGUUGAGCAUGAAUUGCUAUUGCGCCAUGCGCCACAGCUCGCUUUGGUCCUCACAGGCGGACGAGAGGCCAAACAGAACUUUUCCAGGACAGGCAACGAAGUCUGCUUCCUUGCUGUGCUCAAUUCAGGAGAUGCAGGCUACCUGGGAUUACUGCUGGUUCCAUACUCGAUCCCCAUUGGCACACCUGCCCCAGCUGAUCUUACAGGCGAGGCUCAAAACAUCUCAGUGGAACAGCACCGAGCUGACAGUAUAGUCAACACUGUCAAGAUUCGUGUCAAGACCGAGCCGGAGGAUGAUUUGGCAUCUCCCGCAGCGACAGCAGUGCCUCCGACCCCACAACCAAGCGACUGGGUAGCACCAUACGAGACCUUCUUCCGCAUUCUCGUGUACACCCCGAAUAUCACAGCGAAGUACUGCAAGCUGCCAAGCGAAGCAACGACAGCAUUGCCACUCUUGAUCAGUCUCACUGCUAUUGCAGAACGCUAUGAUUGUCUCCCAGUCAUUCGCUCCGCGAUCAAGUCCAUCACAAGCGACUGGGUUUCCAAUCGCAGCCUGUACAAUGCAAUUGCUGAGCAUCCUGAGGCGUGGCUUGCUCUGGCAAUCAAGCUGCAGAACAAGCUGGCUUACAAGGAGGCCUUCGUGCAUCUGGUUGGCCGCUUCCCGGACGUUGAGCCGAAGGAGCUACCUGCCGAGAUUGUGAAGACCAUCGAGCGAGAGUCUGGCGGGCUCAAGUUUCGCCGUAGCGUGGUUGAUAAGCAGCUGCUGGUCACCACGCUCAAGGUGCAGACCAGCGCCAAACCGAAGACAAACAUGGACGCCAAUGAAGAUGAGGAGGAAGAGGCAGAUACGAAGGUAGGCGUCAAGAACGAGUCCAGUGAGAAAGUGGUCAGCCCGCACUUCGAGCCUAUCAAGUACAACACGGUCAACCUGUUCCGCGACUGGUUGGGCGAGCACAUCGACUUCAUCGAUCAAGUUGAGCAAGGCGUCGACCCUGACAGUAUCAUGGACACGAUGGUAUGCGACCAUCCACGAACGAAGCCAGGUUCUGCUCUCGACUGCCUGUCAAUCUCAGGCUUCUGCCAUUUACUCCACAAAGCAGGCGACGGAUAUCUUCCAGCCGAAGAGGUCAUCACCAAGUGGAGCAAGCACUCACUGGAAUACAUUGAUCCGAAGGCGCGGGAGAGGAACGAAAAUUGGGAGGGCAAGCUGAGGAAUGAUCAGGCGGCUGAUAUUCGCAACACUCUUAAAGCGCUGAAGGAGAAGGCGAAGGAGAUUGUUGCGCCGCUGGUUGCGUCGGGUCUGCAGUAUGAGGGGAGGGAGGCACUGCCGUAUCUUACUUGCGUCGAUGCUGGGAGUGUGCCUUGGGCGGAGGAGGAAGGUGAUGGGGAUGAGGACGAGAUGGAUUGUGAUUGA
Recurvomyces mirabilis is the source of this 3579-nucleotide messenger RNA. It is a transcript of the gene APM4, whose product is annotated as clathrin associated protein complex medium subunit. The record is from RefSeq and is a predicted model, not a curated record. Gene Ontology annotation, molecular function: clathrin-cargo adaptor activity. Gene Ontology annotation, biological process: clathrin-dependent endocytosis; intracellular protein transport. Lineage: Eukaryota; Fungi; Ascomycota; Dothideomycetes; Mycosphaerellales; Teratosphaeriaceae. Bases 1 to 3579 code for a protein of 1192 amino acids. Gene Ontology annotation, cellular component: cytoplasmic vesicle; AP-2 adaptor complex. The transcript has 2 exons.